This is a messenger RNA of Ictidomys tridecemlineatus (thirteen-lined ground squirrel), 2567 nucleotides long. The record is from RefSeq and is a predicted model, not a curated record. Lineage: Eukaryota; Metazoa; Chordata; Mammalia; Rodentia; Sciuridae.
AACUGUUGCACAGACUCUCAUUGUAGAAUUUGCAUUCAUCACUUCCAGCCUGAUGACUUGAUUUUAAUCAAGACCCGGAGAGAAAAUAAUCUUCAACCAAGCUGAAAGAACUGAACCAAGUGCUCCUGACCACAGGAUGGCUAUGCAAACUGUUAAGAGAGGGGAAAACUCACUGCCAGGGGGCAUUUCCACUCCAAACGUGUAUGUCUAGGAUAGAUGGCAAGACCAACGGGUACAAUGAGACCAAAGGGCAUACAAAGAAAAAAGGGAGGUGAGUUGGAAACAGGAAGUAUGGUCCAUUCUCUUAAGGUGUUCGGCCUCAACUGGAUCCAGUUAGUCCUUUUAAUUGUUGCCCUUCCACUUUACCCGCCCCAGGGAUCUGCUGAAUCUGGACCAUCACACGGGGCAACAGAGUGGCUCUGGGGUAGCUCAGUGGUCCAGCGUUGCUGAGCUGCAACCCAGCACAGCCCCAAACACAAACCAAAUAAAGCCCUAAAAGACAGGAAGGGGAGAACGUGGCCCGAGGCCUCCGUUUCCUUCCCUACAAAGUCUGGAGCUUGGAGUAGGUCAUCACAAGGUCCCACAGGCUCCCCAGUCUGCGCUGCCUCCCGUGUGACACUGUGCUCUGGCCCUUGGUGGAAGCUUUCUGCCCCCUGGGGGCCAUCAGAGGACAGAGGAGACAGGAAGACAGACGUGGGCCACAGCAGAACGGUGCCCUAAGGGACCACUCAUCCUUGGAGGGGGAGAAAGACCACCUUAUUGGAGUCUCGGGGACCCAUGUGGAACUGGAACCCAAGUCCUUGCCCUGGCAGUGGUGAUGAAAAGGCUUUGUGAGGACAAUGACUCCCAGGUGAGUGUGGACAGUAGAGGAAUGGAAAGGGGGAAGGGACUGUUCACAGGAGGGUGAGGGGAGCUGGGCCCUGCUCAGCAGGAGGCCCAGCACACAGGCCUGGCUGGGGCACAUGGGUCUGAAUCUAAAGACCAUGGGAAGCAACUGAAAGCCUAGGGAGAUGAGGAUAUCCUCACUAAUUGCAUUUCAAUCCUCUCACCAUGCAGAGAGUAAAGAAGGUUGGGAAGGAAAAUGACAUUUACAAAGUCACAGGGCAGGAGGCUAGGCCUGUUGUUAGUUCUAUUCUAUGUGACAUCCCACCUGUUCCUAUAUUUGAUCUCUGCUUCUGUGCAUUUCACACACAAGGCAGCAGGUUUUCUAAAUGCCAUCUCACAUACUCCUGGUGACAUCACUAGGAAGCAGAUGCUAGGAUGGCGCCACUGUGUGAUGGAGAAUGAGGAAGACUUGAUAGACACGAGGACUUGUCCAAGGUCACAUGAGAGGACAGGAGAAGGAGCUGGGUUUAAACCCAGCUAUGUCUCCUCAGAGCUGGGACCCUGGCUGCACCCAGGCCUGACAAGGAUAUGGGGACAGUGUUGGGGAUGGCUAUGGACACAUAUGGAAAUGUCAUAGGGCUGGAGGACAGUCAACUGUAGCCCAGGACAUAUGUGGGUUUAUCUGGAGGAAGGGUCAGACCAGGGACUCCAAGACAUGGCCUCCCUUUCUUGGUGAUAGAUGCAAACAGAACUUGGACCCAGUAACCAGGCACCCACAUUCUAGCAACAGCCUCCUCCCAGCUCAUUUGGUGAGAUACGUUGGACGCGAAAGCAUGUUUUCUUGCUUCCCCUGUGGAGGCCAAAGCUUCAGGAGGCCAGGCUGCCAGAGCCCGCCCCCGCUACAGCUCCAGGAAGCCCUGCAGAGGGAACCUACUGAUAAGAAUGGGGUGCUGUUGGAGAUCCUGCUCCCAGCACCUCUGCCCUUGUGUGAACAGACAACGCAGGCCUACACCCGACAAUCCAGGGCCACUGAGCCAGAGACCAUCCACCACCGUUCUCAUGGAGGACAGCAACAGGGGCUUCCAAUCAAGAGCUGUGCUGGAAGGGCCAGGGCCAAGUACCUGUGGGAACGAGCUUGGCCUCAGGGCACAGUCCCCAGAGAGCUUGGAGGACACCCUAGAGCCAGACUGCCUAGAUGAUGACUCCUCUUUCACGUCCAGCACCUCUGGUUCCUCCACCCAACAGGAGAUGGUCAUAAUGUGGGGAAGGGUGGUCUCCUCACUCAUUGGCUUACAGCUGCUUCACAAUUCUGCUCGGAACAUCCAUAGCCAUGUGUAUGUAGCACGCCCUGAUAUGGAGGAUGAAGGCCACUGUGUCCUGGGCUUUAUAGAAAACCCAGAGACCAUGGAGGGAGAGGCCAAAGUUGCAGGACCACAUCUGGUGCUUGGGGAUGCUCCAUCUCAAAUUUCACCACCUCCACCACCUGAGAGAGAGCUGGAGCUGGAAAGGCCUGCAAUGGCAACUCCAGGCCAUCAACCCCUGGUGGCCCCUCAGCCAGCACCACCCACUGAGCUCCUCCUCACACUCGUUGUCACCCCAGAGCUACCCUUGCCUCCCCUGCCAUUUAUUUUUUACUUCUAUUUUAUGUAUUUACAUUUUUGUUAAAAUUUGUUUCUUUGAAAAUUAAAUACUUUAUUUGUUUUUAAAAGAUUCCAUCUAUUGCCAUUAAAUACAUUCUCAGA